UUUCGCUAUCCGCGCUAAACACAACCAAUUCUUCAAGACACACAGUCCAGUCUCCACCGGGUAGUUCCGAUGGCGUCAAUUGCCCUCCACUGACUCGCUGUGCCGACUCUUGCUGAGUGGGUUCCCCAUCUCGAAGUUUUCGGUGACUAAUCAGUCAACUCAUGGCUUUUCCCACAUCCUUCGAGAAAACCGGCUUUGGAUCUCGAAACCAGCAGUUACCGAUCUGUGAGAUUGAAAAGGAGAUUUGACAAACGCCAAGGAAAGAAGGUUCUUAUUGUCGCCAGGGAUAAAGGAGAACACCAGGAAAAAAAGGAGCCAUGGUCCACGCCGAUGCGUCCAACUUUGCCGACGGCGUCACCAAGGAUGAUGCAUAUGAGCAGGUGCUGUUACAGGCCGAAGGGCUCUUUUACGGUCAGCGCAACUGGGUCUGUAACCUGUCUAACGCAGCCUCACUACUAUGGCAUGCAUACAAGUCUCUUGCCGCCCCGAGCAAUGAAGUAAACUGGGCAGGAUUCUAUGUCCUAGAUCCCACGGCCAAGGAUCAGCUCAUUCUGGGACCAUUCCAGGGAAAAGUUGCCUGCCAGACGAUCCCGUUUGGACGAGGAGUAUGCGGUGCUGCUGCGGCCACGAAGACCACGCAACUAGUCGAGGAUGUGGAGAAGUUUCCCGGUCAUAUUGCGUGUGACAGUGAAAGCAAGAGCGAGAUUGUGGUUCCCAUCGUAUCGGGCGAUAAAGUCGUCGCAAUCAUUGACGUUGACUGCGCCGUCCUGAAUGGGUUCGACGAGACGGAUAAGAAGAACCUGGAGCAGCUUGCCGAGCUUCUGGCCAAGGGCUGUGAUUGGUAGACGAGAGUUAUAAAGAGAAUGUAAAAGGUUUUUGCGCCCUAAUAUUACGUGCAUACGAAUAUCGAUUAAUCGCUGCUUGCGUGAGAAGGGCGUACUCAGCCACGAUCGAGUCUCAAUGCAUUGGAGAGGCUUUGGUUUGUGUGACGUGCGACCUCGUAUCUAACAUCGAU
Molecule: messenger RNA, 1015 nt
Organism: Trichoderma asperellum CBS 433.97
Lineage: Eukaryota; Fungi; Ascomycota; Sordariomycetes; Hypocreales; Hypocreaceae
Cellular component (GO): cytosol
Molecular function (GO): L-methionine (R)-S-oxide reductase activity; protein binding
Source: RefSeq, a predicted model, not a curated record